This is a messenger RNA of Pyrus x bretschneideri (Chinese white pear), 2189 nucleotides long. RefSeq names its product probable aquaporin NIP5-1. The record is from RefSeq and is a predicted model, not a curated record. Gene Ontology annotation, biological process: transmembrane transport. Bases 737 to 1633 code for a protein of 298 amino acids. Lineage: Eukaryota; Viridiplantae; Streptophyta; Magnoliopsida; Rosales; Rosaceae. Gene Ontology annotation, cellular component: membrane. Gene Ontology annotation, molecular function: channel activity. The transcript has 4 exons.
GUCUAUGCAAUUAAGCCUGACUGCCUCUGAGUUAUCUAAAACAUCCUUCUCUUCAAUCCCAACGUCAUAUAUCCUCUCUUCUUCGGUUCAGCUCUGUUAUUGUGCAAUCCAAUCCUCCUCUUCCUUCUUCAUCUUCUUUUGACCAGUUGCAGUCCUUUUCAAAUCGUCUGCACUUUUCUGCUGUUUUGUUGCUCCGGUUUUGAACCUGGAUCCUUCCUUUUUCACCAUUCUUCCUUAAAGAAAACCUCAAAAAAAUCAUUCCCAGCAUGUAAUCCAGACUUUAAAUCACAUCCCACAAAACCCCUUUCUCAGAAAAACAAAAAACAAAAAAAUUAGUUUGAUUGCUUUUUGUAUGAAAAACUAGAGUUAUCCUUGUAGUGGGUACUCUGGAUUUCUUCAUUUCUUCUAUCCCUUAACAAAAAAAUUAUAAAAAAAACCUUCGAAAUAUGUAACUUUCAUCCUUCCAAAACCCAAUUCCCAACCCAAAAAGCCAAAAAAACAAAAAAACAAAUUAGGUAAAUUUUAUUUCAGUAUGUACUAUCCAUAGCCAUACUGUCGUCCCCCACUCUGGCCACUACCAAGAUUCUCGUGUAGAAUUUUUUUUAUAAAAAUCGUCAAAUUAUGUAACUCCGAGCUCUCAUUCCCAGAACCCAAUUCUCAAAAACCAAAAAAAAAAAAAAAAAAAAAAUCUAUUGUGUUUUAUCCUUUUUCUUUGUCUUGAUUUUGGAGGCUAGAAAUGGCGGAAUCUGAGCCGGUGACGCCGUCGGCGUCGGCGCCGGCGACACCUGGAACGCCACUGCCACUGUUUUCAGGGCCCAGAGUGGAUUCGCUAUCGUAUGAGCGUAAGUCAAUGCCGCGAACCAAGUGCUUCCCUGUGAAUGCUACUGCGUGGGGUCACUCCCCCACGUGCUUCAACGAGUUCCCUACUCCGACUGUCUCCCUCACCCGCAAGCUUGGAGCUGAGUUCGUAGGAACCUUCAUCUUGAUGUUUGCAGCAAGUGCUGGACCAAUCGUGAACCAAAAGUACAACGGAGCAGAGAGCUUGAUCGGAAAUGCAGCAUGCGCAGGGCUUGGCGUGAUGAUCGUGAUUCUCUCCACUGGCCACAUCUCUGGUGCGCAUCUGAACCCAUCUCUCACCAUUGCAUUUGCCGCCCUGCGACACUUCCCGUGGGUCCAAGUCCCAGCCUACAUCGCAGCUCAGGUUUCUGCCUCCAUUUGCGCCUCGUUUGCUCUCAAAGGGAUUUUCCAUCCGUACAUGUCCGGCGGAGUCACGGUGCCUACUGUGAGUACUGGCCAGGCUUUUGGACUUGAGUUCAUCAUCACUUUUAAUCUGUUGUUCGUUGUCACUGCUGUUGCAACUGACACUCGAGCGUUGGGAGAGUUGGCUGGUUUAGCAGUUGGGGCUACUGUCAUGCUAAACAUUCUUAUUGCAGGGCCAUCUAGCGGUGGUUCAAUGAACCCGGUGCGCACUCUCGGUCCUGCUGUCGCCGCCGGAAACUAUACGAAGUUGUGGAUAUACCUGGUGGCUCCUACCCUUGGAGCUCUCGCCGGGGCGGCCACCUACACAGCUGUGAAGCUCCGGGAAGAUGAGGUGGAUGCACCUGUGCGCGAGGCCAGGAGCUUCCGUCGCUAGAGCUAUACAAAGGCAUGAAUACGUAGGACAAUAAUCUCUUGUCAUACAGUUUUUCAUGUUAUGUUAUUCAGUUAUUAAUUUAGAUUAUUAAUAAGAUGAAAAUCUUAUUAAUUUUCUUUAUUAUGCAAUAACAAUAUGAUAACAUAACAUACGAAAACGAUGGCAAAACAUAUUACCUUAAGUAUGCUAGUCCCUUGCAUGGUGUAUACCAUAUGAUAUGACGUGAUAAGAUAGCUUAAGAUAAGUUUGAUAAAGAAUAAGGGCAGUGCGGGAGAUAUAUGUAAGAUGUGAUAGAAAGUCUUACGCCUGGCCCAUUUGGCUUUUCACUGUAAAGAAGUGUGUGAUAUCAUCUCUCGCAAGGUCAUUGUCCGAUCGGAUGGUCCUGCGAGAAGACUUCGGAUGGGAUCUGUUUGUUUGAUUUGUGUUCUUCUGUUUUCUUUUCUUUUCUGCGUUCGGAAAGUGACUUUAUGUAAAACUGCAUGCAGUAUGACGAAUGGUUUAAUAAAUAAAUAAAAGUAAAGUAUAAAAAACUACUUUAAUUAUUAAUGUCACGAUA